CCAGACGCCGGUACCCACGCCGUACAACGUGUUCGUCUUGGCGGCGGCCGAGGUGGAGCUGGACGUGCUGACGGGCGAGUACCGCUUCAACCGGGUGGACAUGUACGAGGACGCCGGCCAGUCCCUGUCGCCCUGGGUCGACGUCGGCCAGGUGGAGGGUGCGUUCGUCAUGGGCAUGGGCCUGCACCUGUUCGAAGAAUACCGCUACGACCCUGACACCGGCCGCAAGCUGACGGAUAGCGCCUGGAGCUACUUCGUGCCAUCCAGCAAGGACAUACCGACCGACUUCCGUGUCAAGCUCUUGAAAAACAACUACAACCCCGUCGGUGUUUUCAACUCGAAAGCCACCGGCGAGCCUCCGCUGUGUGUGACGUUCAGCUGCCUGAGCGCGCUGAGGCAGGCCGUCGCGGCAGCUCGCAAGGACGCCGGAAAAGUCAACUGGACUCAGCUUGACGCGCCGAGUACAGUGGAGUCCGUCCAGACCGCCUGCCAGCUGAGCGUCGACAUGUUCGUGCUCUCGUGAGCGAGACCGAGCCCCUCGCGGCGGGGGUGCCGGUAGAUGGUUGGGCGGUGGGCGCUGUGGUUCGCCCCGGGGCGGCCGGGCCUGCUCUGUCGUGCCGCAGUCGUGUGCGAGACGCUCCAGGCCGGCACCACGGACGUGAAAAGCCAGCGAUUGGCGUCGGGUUUAGUCCCGCCACGGCUGGAAAGGUGGCUUAAUCAGGCAUUUACUCAGCUGGGUGAUACUGCUGUGAUUGUUCAUGAUUGGCACGGUGCUUGUUGUUACGCUGUGCCUUGUUCUCGGCUGUACGGAUAUUCCUCGGGUGUUGUGACUGGUAUUACCUCGUCAGAAGUUAUGCUGUGGGUUAGACAGGUCAGCAAAUUUAUAGCACUGUUCGAGCUGCAUUGUGCUUAGGACGCUUAGCUCAAUGUUUCGAUGGCUUUAAAACGGUAUCGUCGUUACUGGAGGGAGAAGGAUGAGACCGAGGUCAUGUAUCGCUUCCUCUGUUGUCUUUGCGUAUCCCUUGCAGGCAGCGACGAUCACACUGUUUCAGUUGUCCCUAUAUCCCCUCCUCUCCCUCUCCAAUGGCCAGUUUGUUCCCAAGAUCAUCAGAUGCUCACCAGGCGUGAAAUAUGGGUGAAACCCAAGUACAUCAUUUCGAUUUUUCGUGGUAGGACUAGGGCGCCUGAUGUGUACCAAUAAGGUUACUGUUUGAGGAUAGUUGUAGAUCACGUAUGCUGCAAAUGAUGCAGUUGUAGUCAAUGGAUGAUCCAAUACAAAUUCACAAAGAACGGAUAGCAUGACUUCAAAAAAGU
Molecule: messenger RNA, 1314 nt
Organism: Pollicipes pollicipes
Lineage: Eukaryota; Metazoa; Arthropoda; Thecostraca; Pollicipedomorpha; Pollicipedidae
Product: xanthine dehydrogenase/oxidase
Molecular function (GO): oxidoreductase activity; iron ion binding
Source: RefSeq, a predicted model, not a curated record